AUGCAACGUGAAAAUAGAGUGCUUUUGAUCUGGAGGCGAUUGCAGUACUACGUAAACAACAUACGUAUGCCCGUACAUAGGGAUCCGACUGUAUUCUUAGAAACAAACGUUGGGAUAAUACCCGAAAAGAGGCACAGUCGCAGAGAGAGGAACCCGGAAUUCCUCAAAAGUGUUUCGUCCCACAUGCGAUGGAAGAUCAGCGUCCGGCACGUGCACCGGGCCAUUUUGCCCCUGUUCGCGUCUCGGACAGGCCGUUCACAGCGAUACAGAAAGUUGCCGUGGGACGCGACAGUUUGGGAACCGCGGGUGAUAUCAUGUGCGAUGUUCCGCUGUGGCAUCGUGACUUUUCUCCACAUAGCGUGGCCCGGCCUCGGGCGUUUACCCGGCCGGCCGUACCCGCGCCUGUUCCCCGCCUCCCCGUCGUGCCAUCGGCGGCGUCUCGGUCACACGGAAUUUGCAGCCACAGCAUAA
This is a messenger RNA of Zygotorulaspora mrakii, 471 nucleotides long. RefSeq lists its product as uncharacterized. The record is from RefSeq and is a predicted model, not a curated record. The coding region runs from base 1 to 471 and encodes 156 amino acids. NCBI's taxonomy places the organism in Eukaryota, Fungi, Ascomycota, Saccharomycetes, Saccharomycetales, Saccharomycetaceae. The transcript has a single exon.